AGUGGGCCUAUCCUUCCACCCACGGUAUCUGUGUGCGGUAGAGUGAAGACCACCUUCUUUCUGCGAGUACUGUAUCGCGGCGCAGAACUCCAUCCCUCACGCACCCCAAGCUCUCUCUCCACGCCACCCCAGCCCCGCCAUAGCCACCGUCGCGGCUAGACAUUGCUUAAGUCACCAUGGUCCCUUUUUAGGCGCUUCGGACACACACUGGCGGUGCAAUUGUACUUCUGCUACUCACGAUUCCUCUUCCCUGCUACUCAAUACAGCUGCCAUCGGAAGCCCAGCCCUUAUCAGUUCAACAGACAGACCGACGAGACCAGGUUGGAUUUCUUCCUCAAGCUCUCGCGCUCAUUUGUCUGUGACCGUCGCGCUCUCUCUCUCUCUCUCUCUCUCUCUCUCUCUCUCUCUCGCUCUAUUUUCGGAAAACCAGCCCAGCUCCACUGCCAUCUCGCACAGAAGCCGCCAAUCAGCCACUCUUGAGCCACUGAGUUGCAGUUGGACUCCGUUUUGCUGAUAAACCACGCGGAACCCCUCUAGGUUCAAACGGACGUCGCCCAACGCUGCAUCCUCCUUCGGCCGUGUACCUCUCGGCUCUGUUCUCUUCCUUCUAUGUUUUAUCUCUCCCCAGCUCCUCCCCGUUGCCAUAAACACUUCCGGUUGAAGACAAUAGUUCAGAGCCAUAAACAACAUCAUCGCCACUUCGUCCCCGUCGGCAGCCCGUUCCCGUCGAGCUCGUCCAUCAUAGACAAGUGCCCGUCGCUAUUUCACAGUGUCUUUUGAGUUUAAGCUUUUGCUCAUUGGAGAUUCUGGUGUUGGAGAAUCUUGCUUUCUUCUGAGGUUUGCUGAUAUGGAGGUAAGCUCGGUGCAACAUCAUCAAGGGGAUGAAGAAGAAUUCGUAUUGCUUGAUCUCAACAGUGUUUCUGGGCAACUUGACAUCCCGUCAAAUGCACCAUAUGUUCUCUCUGGCCUGGACACAUUGAAUCCAGUAUUAAUUAUUGAUGACAAAUUGAAGUUGAUAGGUGAAUAUGAAGAAACAAUUGGCACAUGCUUGGUUUUCACGGAAGAAGGUGAAUGGUUUUGGUUCCUUGUAACAUUUCAUACUCGGUUUGUUUCCCAAGAAGUUAAGAGGGAUUCAGAAUUUCCCCCCACUUCCAUUAUUUCGAAACAUAUCUGCCUUUAUUACCUUGGUCGAGCACUCGAGCCCCCCCAUAUGACAGAAGAAGUCACAUUGACCUAUUUGAUCCAAGAGCAAUCGUCUAUAAAAUCAUUCCUGCAGCCUCACUGCUGUCUUUUCUGGCUAAAGGAUGUGUGCUAAAUCCGCUUCUCUUUGCAGAUGCUACCCCAGUGGUUCACGAAGAGACAGGACCAUCCGAAGCAAACCUUUUCUCAGGAAAAUGUAUAAUAGAUCCAAGUCGAGCGCGAAGCAAGGAUGUAAAACCAGUGGCACGGCUUCAUAAGAUUCUGAAGUUUAGAUUGGCACCUGAUGCUGACGAUCAAUUUGCAACAUCUGAGCAGACUGAG
Carya illinoinensis is the source of this 1521-nucleotide messenger RNA. RefSeq names its product general transcription factor 3C polypeptide 6-like. The transcript is spliced from 7 exons. Lineage: Eukaryota; Viridiplantae; Streptophyta; Magnoliopsida; Fagales; Juglandaceae. The coding region runs from base 848 to 1315 and encodes 155 amino acids. The record is from RefSeq and is a predicted model, not a curated record. Gene Ontology annotation, cellular component: transcription factor TFIIIC complex. Gene Ontology annotation, biological process: transcription by RNA polymerase III.